CCGAGGACAACGAACAUGUCUCUCAAAGACCGUGUGACGAAGAGAGCAAUACUAUGGUUUCUUAUUUUCGUUGGCUGUGGAGUGAACUACAUGAUACGAGCGAACAUCAACAUCGCCAUCGUCGCCAUGGUCCAGAUGACGACAGCAUCAGACGAAACCGCAGUCGCCAGCGAAUGUAUUGACGAUGAGUUCUCUCUGAGCGGAAACUACACCCUCAAUAGCAACAUUACUGUGCCUGGCUACAAUGUGUCUACGGAGAACAGGUUUGACUGGGACGAACACCAGCAGAACAUGGUGAUUGGCGGCGCCUUCUGGCUGUACUGGGCGGGGCAGCUGCCCGGCGGGACGCUGGCGCAGUACUACGGCACUAAGAGGGUGUUCGGCUACUCCAACCUCUUCUGCUGCGUGACGACGCUGCUGGUGCCGCUGUUCGCGCAUACCGACUACAGGCUCUUAGUGGCCCUUAGAGUUCUUCAAGGGGUCUCUAUUGGACUUUCAUGGCCAUCACUAAACCGAAUCGUCUCGCAGUGGAUACCUCCUGACGACAGAAGUAAAUUUAUGAGUUCUUACAUGGGUAAGUAUUCCACUGUGAACAAGUAA
Messenger RNA from Schistocerca americana (American grasshopper), 600 nucleotides. RefSeq names its product sialin-like. The coding region runs from base 16 to 600 and encodes 194 amino acids. The record is from RefSeq and is a predicted model, not a curated record. Gene Ontology annotation, biological process: transmembrane transport; monoatomic anion transport. Gene Ontology annotation, cellular component: plasma membrane. Lineage: Eukaryota; Metazoa; Arthropoda; Insecta; Orthoptera; Acrididae. Gene Ontology annotation, molecular function: transmembrane transporter activity. The transcript has 4 exons.